AUGACCGGAAAGCAUCUUGCCUGCAAGAACGGGUCACAGGUGCUUUGUAUUUUUGGAGGCCAGCUCAAAAUCACCUCCUUCAUCGUCCCCGCUCUCCUCCACGUCAACAAGGAAUUUCGCCUCGCAACUCUCAAGUCCUAUCAACUCGCCUUUAGCAGCCCUCGCAAGAAGAACCCCAUUUACUUCAAUUUUUCGAAGGAGAGGCUAGCAGUUGAAGGCCUCGAGACGCUGCUCAAGAUCAAAGACUGCUCGAGUGCCUCGGCUUGGAAGAAGGUCGAGAACCAGUUACGCUUUCUUAUCAUCCGCCGAGGAUUGUACCACGAGGGAUCCAAGAGCCUUCUACCUAUUAUUGCUUCAUUUAAUAAGCUAGAGAGUUUUGUGCACCAGGAUCUGAAUGCCUAUCCGAUUCAAUGUUUCAAUAGCCGGCAGGCUAAUAGGAGAUUGAGGAUGACUCUGGAGAAUAACUGGAGCAAGAGUCAUGAGUAUGAGGAGUUGGUCGCUUCGUCUGAGAGAGAGGCUAGUUUGGUUCAGGAGCCGCUGGAGAAGAAGGUUUAUGUCUUGCCAAAGGUUGAGGUCUCGAGCCUCGAGGAUAUGACGCGCAUGUUCAAGCGAAACAUAGAAUUGAUGUAG
Molecule: messenger RNA, 630 nt
Organism: Cadophora gregata
Lineage: Eukaryota; Fungi; Ascomycota; Leotiomycetes; Helotiales; Ploettnerulaceae
Exons: 1
Coding region: 1-630 (209 amino acids)
Source: RefSeq, a predicted model, not a curated record